AUGUACUACCUUUUCGUCGGAUUUCUAGCCCCAGCGAUUCUGGUCCUGAUCCUGGGACUGUUUGCCUGUUUGCGAAAGUCUUCAAACACGAGAUUUGAUGACAAAGACUAUCAAUCGAUAUAUUCUCCAGAAGACAAUCACGUGUAAGUUUACAAUUCUGAAUACCGUCGAGCUUUGAAAAUUGACACAUUUGUUCCAGUAGAAUUCGUAUGCCAGUGUACGAUGAACGAGGCGUCAACAGCUACCAAAUGAUCUACGAAAACCCGCACUUUGUCGAAUACAAAAACCCGCCGACAUACAACGAAGCGGUCCGUCAUCUAGCCCAUGUGAAGUGAGUUCACUCGACGCGUUCCCGCAAACGUCAAAACAAUCUUUCGUUUGAAAUGCAAUUAACUAGUCUCUCAUUUUCCGCAGACCGCCGAGCCGUCACUUGCCGCCGAACCAGCCGAAGCUAUUGGAGCGAGGAGCCGUGCCACAGCAGCAAACUGUCAUUUAUUGA
Molecule: messenger RNA, 499 nt
Organism: Caenorhabditis sp. 36 PRJEB53466
Lineage: Eukaryota; Metazoa; Nematoda; Chromadorea; Rhabditida; Rhabditidae
Source: the annotation of a GenBank genome assembly